Molecule: messenger RNA, 1013 nt
Organism: Phyllostomus hastatus (greater spear-nosed bat)
Lineage: Eukaryota; Metazoa; Chordata; Mammalia; Chiroptera; Phyllostomidae
Gene: UBE2T
Product: ubiquitin conjugating enzyme E2 T
Exons: 7
Coding region: 44-739 (231 amino acids)
Source: RefSeq, a predicted model, not a curated record
CCCCAAUGCCAGCCAGUCACGACCGGCGCUCGAAGGAGCGCGCAUGCGCAGGUGGCGGCGGGUCCGCGGCGGUUUUGCAGUGAGGAGGUCCGCGUGCAGCUGCCCUUUUCCCCGGGCCAGCCCCGCGAGCCCUGAGCGCGCAGGGACCAUGCAGAGGGCCUCGCGCCUGCGGAGAGAGCUGAGCCUGCUGGCCACCGAGCCUCCGCCCGGCAUCACGUGCUGGCAGGACGCCGACCAGCCGGGGCUGCGCGCCCAAAUCGUCGGUGGGGCCAACACUCCUUAUGACAAAGGCGUCUUCACGCUGGAGGUGGUCGUCCCCGAGAGGUACCCGUUUGAACCGCCUCAGAUCCGAUUUCUGACUCCAAUCUACCAUCCAAACAUCGAUUCCGCGGGGAGGAUUUGCCUCGACAUUCUCAAGCUGCCGCCAAAAGGGGCCUGGAGGCCGUCCCUCAGCAUCGCCACCGUGCUGGCGUCCGUCCAGCUGCUCAUGGCCGAGCCCAACCCGGACGACCCGCUCAUGGCCGACAUCUCCGCAGAGUUCAAGUACAACAAGCCCGUCUUCCUCGAGAAUGCCCGGCAGUGGACGGAGAAGCAUGCGAGACAGCGACGGACGGCUGGCGAGGAGGAGACGCCUGGAGCCCCACCAGCGGCCGGCGACUCGGCAGCACACAGCCCGGCUCAGAAAAGGAAGGCCGGGCAGCUGGGAGGCAGGGAGAAGAAAGCCCGCCCCGACGUGUAGGGGCUGGCCCUGGCCGUGGUCCCGGUCCCGGUCCCGGUCCUGGUCGUGGCCCGGCGGAGUCUGCACUCUGGACCAGGGCAGCCUGGUCGGCCCCCUGUCUCACCCGGUUUCCUUGUGCGUGAUGACAUCGUCGCGUCUGUGCUGUGUAAAGCAGGCCUCCUGUGUUUAUGUAUCCUGCCCGUUGCGGGUUCUCUGGUGGAGUUUGGUUUAUUUAGCUUGUACACAUGUAUCCUGAAACUUUUUAAACCUGAAAAAUAAAUAGUCGUUUACUGUU